This is a messenger RNA of Acaulospora colombiana, 319 nucleotides long. The record is from the annotation of a GenBank genome assembly. NCBI's taxonomy places the organism in Eukaryota, Fungi, Glomeromycota, Glomeromycetes, Diversisporales, Acaulosporaceae.
AUGGAUGGGACUCACGAAAAAGAGAGACGGAGGGGGAUCAAGAGGCGUUGGGACCACCUGUUACCAGGCACGACACCGCUUGACGCUCGACCUUGCGUGCCGGUAAACGGAAGACGACCACUGAAUAAACAUCUCCUUAUUCGUCAACAACGCCAGCACCUCAACAACGUCGACGGCGACGGCGACAACGUCCGCGCAAUCAUCGCUGAGAGCGGCCACGACGAUGUGUUGAUUAGGAUGGUUUUGUUGUGGAUUUAUAGGGAGUAUCGAGUGGAAUCAUACUGGCAACCACAGGAGGUCAGCCAGCUAGACCGUGCAG